CACGACGUCGGCGCCACCUGAAGGAUGGCCACCCCGGCCGACCAACUCGCCCAGCAACGAAUUUACGCCCCGAAUGUCAUCCACAACAGCGCCCUGAGCAACGUCAAGUUCAUCUCCUUUUGCUUCGCUGGAGCCGUUGCCGGCACCCUCGGCCUCGAGAACUGGGCUGGGUUUGGCCUUUUCCUCGCCUCCACGCUGUUCACCUCGGCUUGCAUCUACACCAUCAACUGUCGGGGGAAGCCGAAGAAGUAUAUCCCAGGUGGUGUGAUGGAGAUGAUCAACCCUGGGCAGGAAAACCUGUUCUCCUUCCUAUUGCUAUGGACGCUGUUUUACGCCAUCGUGCAUGUAUACGAUUGAACACGCUGCCGCGUCGGCGCGUCAUCAUCGAUGAAUGCGUCGCCUCCUGGACCACCUGUUCGACUGUAUGUCGGACGUAUCUUUGACGCUCACGGCCUCGUUUGCGCCUUAUCCGCAUCCUGUGGUACGGUUACGUUCUCACAGACUCCGGGCAUCGCACAUCGCAUGAGCGCGUCUGCGCCACGAGGCGUGAGGGGGCGGGCAUACUAGGGGUUCAGAUGCACAUCCGCGCCAAUGGACUUGCAUGUGUCAAGAGUAUUUGUAUUGCACGAUAAUACAUCGCGUCUCCGGACAGAAGCCUACGGCGAACCUGAA
Molecule: messenger RNA, 672 nt
Organism: Punctularia strigosozonata HHB-11173 SS5
Lineage: Eukaryota; Fungi; Basidiomycota; Agaricomycetes; Corticiales; Punctulariaceae
Exons: 3
Coding region: 25-357 (110 amino acids)
Biological process (GO): autophagosome assembly; protein folding in endoplasmic reticulum
Cellular component (GO): membrane; EMC complex; endoplasmic reticulum
Source: RefSeq, a predicted model, not a curated record